Molecule: messenger RNA, 1423 nt
Organism: Impatiens glandulifera
Lineage: Eukaryota; Viridiplantae; Streptophyta; Magnoliopsida; Ericales; Balsaminaceae
Product: probable WRKY transcription factor 48
Exons: 3
Coding region: 219-1211 (330 amino acids)
Biological process (GO): regulation of DNA-templated transcription
Molecular function (GO): DNA-binding transcription factor activity; sequence-specific DNA binding
Source: RefSeq, a predicted model, not a curated record
AAAAGAUAUAUUUGAGCAAUUUCUUCACGUAACACUGAAAAAUAUCCAUAAAAUGAAUAAAAUCCCCAUUUACUAAACGAUCCCGUCUUCCUCCAUCCUUCUUCUAUUCUCUCUCUCUCUCUCUCUAGCUUUUCUUGUUUCUUCUUUCACACUCUUUCCAGCUUUCACUCUUCAAAUGAGAUAAAAGAUCAAAUCUUUUCAACUCCGAUCGAUCAUCGAUGGCGAAUUCGACUUCGUUUCCAUUUACAGGUAUCUAUGACGACGGCGGCGUCGAUGGAGAGAUUUUAAAGGGUUCUUCAUCAAGUUUUGGGUUCAUGGAUAUGCUCGGGAUUUCAGACAGUUACAACCCUUUUCUAUUCGAUCUAUUUCAGCCACCGCCGGUUUUACCUCUUCCGUCGCCGGCGUCGACAUCAGAGGUAGUGAAUACACCCGUCACACCGAAUUCGCCGGCGGCGUCGAAUUACGAAGCAGUUGAAGCAGGAUCACUAGAUGAUGAAGAAGAUGAAGAUGAGCGAAAUCAAGACAAGACAAAGAAACAGUUAAAACCGAAAAAGAAGAAGCAAAAAACGGAAAGGGAACCCCGAUUUGCGUUCAUGACAAAGAGCGAAGUUGAUCAAUUGGAUGACGGCUAUAGAUGGAGAAAGUACGGACAAAAAGCUGUUAAGAACAGCCCUUAUCCAAGGAGUUACUACCGUUGCACUUUUGCAUCAUGCGGCGUGAAGAAGAGAGUUGAGCGAUCUUCUGAUGACCCUUCCAUUGUCAUAACGACAUAUGAGGGGACCCACAAACAUCCUUGUCCGGUCACACAACGUGGGAUUAACAUCGGAAUGUUUCCCGGAACAGCUAAUUCUAUGUUCGGCGGUGGUGGUGGUGGUGCCGGCGGCGGCGGAAGUAUUAACAAUUCCUCUUUUGUGAUGCCACAGUUACAGGCGGCGGCUCAUAAUCAAUAUCAUGAUUUUCAUGAUCAUAUGAUUAAUCAACCCUAUUUUGAGAAUAACAUAACUGCUGCAGAUCCACACCAGCUGAUCACAACUUAUAAUAAUUCUAGUACUAGUACUAUUCCCAUUACAUCUAAUUCGAUUCCUACCUUUUUACAAGAUUUACUGUUUUGCCCUUCAACGUUAAUGUUAAGAGAUCAAGGGUUACUUCAGGAUAUGAUCGUGCAAUCCCACCAUUGGAAGGAUCCUAAAGAGGAGGCGCAGCUAGGGUAAUUAUAUAUGUUCAUCAUCAUCAAUCACCAUUAUCAACUGUUUCUUGAUAAUAUUCAUUUUCUCUCUCUAGCUAUUAACAGAACUUAUCUACUACAACUAGCAGCUUGUUUGUGUUUAAUUUAUUUUCUUCUUUGUACUUGAAAAGGAUCAUCACGGAUAUUCAUGAUUCAUGAUCGAUCUACCAUAUGUAAUUAAAUCUUCAUUUUGGGCUU